GUAAUUCUUUUUUUGGGUCAAAAUAAAAAAUAAACUUUGUGUUUCCAAAAAAUUAAUUAAUUGAGGCAAAAAAUUAGCCUUCAUGUUCGGUGUGGAUGCUUCUCAUGCGCAACCCCAGAGCGUGUAAAUCUAACGCGCUCGAGAAUUCGUUCUCUGUAGGUUUCAUCACCGGCGAUUUCAUAUCGAUAAGAUCUCGACCAUGUCGCCCUUAAAGAGGAAGAGGAAAUCGCCGACAACGAAGACGAAGAAACCGUCGUUUACGCUUAGUGAUCAUCUCGAGAAACCAUCACUUCCAGAUGAUUUGGUAGUCAGCAUCUUAGCCCGUGUCUCGAGAUCGUUUUACACAAAUCUCUCCUUAGUCUCCAAAAGCUUCCGAUCGAUCCUUGCUUCACCGGAGCUAUACCAAACCCGAACCCUCUUAGGUCGAGCCGAGACUUUUAUCUAUGUGUGCUUACGUUUCCCUGAUGAAGCUAACCCUCGCUGGCUCACUCUCUACCGGAAGAAACCUAAUCAAACCCUAACUAAAAAGAAGAAGAAGACGACGAAGAAAGAGGAUUCAUGUGUUCAUCUUUUGGCACCAACCCCGAUUCUUAACUCUCCUCCUGGGGAAUGGUCAAGUCUUGUGGCGGUUGGUUCUAAUCCUUACGCCAUUACAUCAUCCAUCGAAGACUCUCCAUGCUCUAACGUUUGGUUCCUCGACUGUCGAACUCACACUUGGCUUGAAGCUCCAAGAAUGCGACUGGCUCACAUCAAUAGUGAUUUUGAUGGGAAUAUGUAUCUAGCAGGAAGCUCUGAGAGUCCAGAUUCUUUGAGUUGUGUUGAAGUGUACAACACUACCACUCAAACAUGGAACCCCGUGCCGCCUAAAAAGCGAAUAUUAGAAUUCGGAAAUAUGGAAGGAAAGAUUUACUUGAACCUUGAUGUGGAUUCUACUACUAAGGAAAAUGUGGCUUUAAAGCCAAAGGACUGGACAUGGGAAAUGGUAAGAUGGGAUACUCAUUUGGGUUCUGUUUGCAUGAUAGAUAACGUAGCCUUUCAUUAUCAACCUUGUGUAAAGAUUAUUUGGAGAAAAAAUAGAACUAAGGGAGCAGUUUGGAGAAGAUUAGAGGGUUUGGAAGGGUUACCUAAGUUUUCUAAGUAUAGUACUGUCAAUUUAGUGGAUUGUGGUGGUAAGCUGGUUGUUUUGUGGGACAAGUAUGUGCGUGGAAGUGGGUAUAAGGAGAAGAUGAUUUGGUAUGCAGAGAUUUCACUUGAAAAACGCAACAAUGAAGAGAUUUGGGGGAAGGUCGAGUGGUUCAAUGCCGCUCUUACAGUCCCUAAGUCUUAUAAAUUUGUGUGUGCUAAAUCUGCUACUGUUUGA
Camelina sativa (false flax) is the source of this 1360-nucleotide messenger RNA. RefSeq names its product F-box/kelch-repeat protein At5g48990-like. The record is from RefSeq and is a predicted model, not a curated record. Gene Ontology annotation, molecular function: protein binding. NCBI's taxonomy places the organism in Eukaryota, Viridiplantae, Streptophyta, Magnoliopsida, Brassicales, Brassicaceae.